AAGAAAGAAACGACGGAAAGAAAAACAGCAGCAACAGCACAUAUGAUCAUACGUGUUCACAAAGAGACAAAGGAAACAGAGAAAGUUUGAGGCUCCAACCCAGACACUCACUAUUAUCCCCAUCUUCCACCGCCAUGGAUGCAUCGAGAGGAUGCUGGGACAGCUGCUUUAUUGAGGAUGAUUUGCCACAGAUGGAUGGCACGUGUGAUGCGUGUGAACCGGACGAGCCUCAGUCAGCUGCUUGGAUGUGCACACUCUGUCGCUUUGCCUUCUGCUCCAGCCAUGCAGACAAACAUUCACAAAGCACUGGUCACCAACUCCAGCCGUACAGCACCCCAGACCCUCAGGCAGAGCGUGGGCCACCGAAAGACUGCCAGGUGUCUGAAAACGCAGCAGAGGGGGCGGAGGCCACCAGUAAUGAUGAGCAUAAACCAUCACUCCAGACCGGAGCAGUGAAAAGAGACACUGUGACUGUGGAGAGGCUGAAAUGUAAGGAGCAUGGUCAAGAGGGUUCGCUCUACUGUAAACACGACCAGCGGGUAAUUUGUGUGGUGUGCGCUGUGCAGGGAGAGCACAGAGAACAUGAGAUUAUCACUCUCAAAGAGGCCUACCUGUGGCAGAAGAGCAAAGAAGGCAUUGACCUGCUGGAGCGCACACAUGAGAUAUCAGAGAAGAUCAAGGCCAAAUGGAUCAGCCCAGAUAUGAGUGUAGAAGAGCUGGAGCAGUAUGUGAACCAGCAGUUCGAUGAGCUGAAUAGGCUGGUUCGCCUGGAGGAGUGGAGUGUCCUGCACCUGGUGGAUCUAAAGGAGGCGUUCCUCACUGCCCAGGCUGCUGAGAAGAUUUCUGAGAUUAGUGUCCACACUGAAAAACUGCAGGAGGAAAUGGAUUCUAUCACACAACAGCUGAGUGAACUGGAUCAGACAGAGCAGAAUGGAGUCGCCCCUAUGUCCCUGGCCCCACUGUUGGCCGCUAGACCAUCACGUCCACCUGAAGCUCUUGUGGAGCGCAUGCCACUGAAUCCUGAUUUGAGGCUAAGAGCAGCCAAUCAAAGGAGGGACCCAGAAGAUCAUUCAGUAGAUGAAGAGAGAGAUGAUGCAUACAUUGGACAUGCACCCUAAAACUACUCUUUCAUUCUCCUUCCAUACCCCACUUACUGCAAUAAAAACAAACUGUAACUGAAUGUAACUGUGCUGAUCAUCAUUUCUUAAUUUUAACCAGUUAUUUGAAUACUUGCAGCUUUUAUGUGGAACCAAUUUAUUUCCUUUUUAAUGAAAGGUAAUAAAAUAAUAUGUAAAAGCUGGGAAGGCAGGAAGAAAACUUGAACACUAAAUUCCAAAAGAAUGUUUGGUAUGUUAUUUGUAUUGUGUUAAACAAACAAAAAAAGUUAUAU
This is a messenger RNA of Sinocyclocheilus anshuiensis, 1390 nucleotides long. RefSeq names its product tripartite motif-containing protein 44-like. Gene Ontology annotation, molecular function: zinc ion binding. NCBI's taxonomy places the organism in Eukaryota, Metazoa, Chordata, Actinopteri, Cypriniformes, Cyprinidae. The record is from RefSeq and is a predicted model, not a curated record. The transcript is spliced from 6 exons. The coding region runs from base 135 to 1118 and encodes 327 amino acids.